GAACAUCACUUUGAGCUGAAACUGCGCAAGAGUAGGCGGCAGCCACAGAGCCACUCUCAGCCCAUUUAAACACACUGCGGAGGAAAAAUAAAGGAAUCGCUCGCUUUUUCGUUUGAGAAAAGAGAGGACUCGCAAAACCUGCAAAAAUAAAAUGAUUUUCGACAAGGUGAAAAAGUUUGAUAUAGUCUUCGACUCUCCGGAGGUGGACUGUCCUCCUGUGUACAGCAGCGGGGAUGUCGUGUCCGGACGGGUGGUCCUGGACCUGUCCGGGGAGAGUCGGGUGGAGUCCCUGAAGCUUCACGCCGAGGGUUUUGCAAAAGUACACUGGACCGAGUCCCGGUCAGCGGGCUCCAGCACCGCGUAUACCCAGAACUACAGCGACGAAGUGGAGUACCUGAACCGCAGAGAGGUGCUGCUGCAGGCAGAUAAUGGUGAAGUGACUGUCCUUCCUGCUGGCAGACAUGAAUUUCCAUUCAGUUUCCAACUGCCAGAAGAAACUCUGGUCACCUCCUUUGAGGGAAAACAUGGCAGCAUUCGCUAUUGGGUCAAAGUUAAGCUACACAGGCCGUGGGCCACCGUCAAGAAAAUCAAGAAGGAGUUUACCGUCAUCGAGCCCAUCGACAUUAACACACCAGCCUUACUGGCACCACAGGCGGGUACGAAGGAUAAAAUGGCACGGGCAUGGUACCGCAACUUUGGACAGGUGUCGGUAACUGCAAAGAUUGACCGCAAAGGGUACACACCAGGCGAGGUGAUACCUGUCUUUGCGGAGUUCGACAACUCUACCUCCAGAUCUGUUGUACCCAAAGCUUUCAUCAUUCAGACGCAGACCUUCAUCGCCCGUGGCACCAUGAAGCAGAAGCGCUCUGUGGUGGCUACGCUGUGCGGCGACAUUGUUGGCGCCAGACGUCGGGAGACCUGGCACGGCCGCGCCAUCAAAAUCCCACCUGUAGGUCCGUCCAUCCUGCAGUGCCGCAUCAUCAAAGUGGAGUACAUGCUGAAGGUUUGUGUUGAUGUUCCUGGAACAUCCAAGCUGUGUCUGGAGCUGCCUCUAGUCAUAGGCACCAUACCCCUCCAUCCCUUUGGCAGCCGGACAUCCAGCGUCAGCAGCCAGUACAGCGUCAACCUGGAGUGGCUGCGCAUGGCCAUCCCGGAGCAGCCUGAGCCUCCUCCAGAUUACAACUCUGUGGUGACAGAGGAGGAGGCCGAGCAGUGCCACAACGCGGUGGCCUCACAACAAGCUGAAGACCUGAGUGGGAUCCAGGAACGACCCCUAAUGGCUUUUGUCCAAGAGUUUCGCUUCCGACCUCCACCAGUGUAUAGCGAGAUUGACCCCAACCCUCAGCCCUUCAACAUGAGACCUCGCUGCAUGACGUGUUGAACCAAGAGCCCUGCCUGAGCGUCAAGCAGCCUAAUUAAUAAAACAAAUCAAGAGAUUUGUCUUCUCCCGGAUUAUGUCUCUCGGAUUAAUAGCACUUGCUAACAGCCGGUGUUGCGAAGAUUGACUGGAGCACCAGGAGACGGAGCCCACAGGAAUCGGAUGUUAGUGGAAAAGGUGCCGCUUUGUUUCCGGUUCAGUAAAGUGGAAGCUUUCCUGUUCUGCUGGAAGGAAAGCAACUUCUCUGUAUCAGUUCCUGUCCUUCCCAAGUGACUUUUGGCUCCCUGUGUGGUGAGAUACAAAUACCUCCCAAUCAACGAUUCCCUCACGCGAAGAAAUUUUUUUUUGAGUUUUCAAGGAGUUUGGGACAUUUUGGGAAGGGUUAAGAUCACUUGAUAAUUACCAGGUGGAAAGUUGGAAGUGAACCUGGCCUUUAAAUGUUUGAAAACGCACUCUUGAUAGGAUGGCGUAUUUAGAAGCACAUUGUUGUCCUUGAGUGGCAUAAAGAUAGAAGUGCAAUUAUUCCAACUUCCCUUUGGUUGAGAUUUAACAACACACCGCUAUGCAUCGCACGCCUAUGAUGAUUUCUACUGUUACUCAAGCACAUACUGUAUCUGUAGGUAUGACGGUGGAGCAGGCAAGUCAGAAAAGGCAGGUAGCAAUAUGUAAAAGGGAAAUAUGUAUGCUUUAAAUGUGUAUCUGCAGUUGAAGUUUGCAUGAGAGUUUCAUGGAGCUGUUCUCUCAGAGAGCUGGCCAGAGCUGAAUGUAUUCUGCAAGAACUUAAAACAAAAACGGUCAGCUUAUAUGUGGAUGAAUUCCAAGAGCAGUGUUGUGUUAACGCAAUGCUCAAGGCACUGAAGUGUUAGAUAGCUGUGGUAUUUUAAUACAGUGGUAAUAAAAUAGAGGGGGUUCCAUUUUGCUUAUGAAACUGCACAAGGCUCAUAGAUUAGAUCUCCCAGUUGCUAAACAAAAAGCCAAGAGGAAUAGAGACCUGUGUGGACUGAGUCUUUUGCUGGGAGCCAGAUGCCUCUGUGCUGUGGGUCAAGCCUUAAAGUGGAGAUGCCACUGAAACAUAGGGACAAAGAACAUUCCAAAAAUCUACUCAAGGAUUACGUUUCUCCUCAACUUCCAAAAAAACUGUCAGGAGUAUCCGAAGUCUUCAGGUUCAGCUGUGUGAGUUCAGUGGCAUGCACUGAAGUUGACGAAUGUAUUUUAUUUAAAAAAUUUUUUUUUUAUACAAAUGCAAUUAUUGAGUCACAGUAUUGCCAAAGUUUUUGUAAUUGUUUUUUCUAAUAAAACUUUUUUUGAAUGGA
Archocentrus centrarchus (flier cichlid) is the source of this 2691-nucleotide messenger RNA. RefSeq names its product arrestin domain containing 2 (gene arrdc2). NCBI's taxonomy places the organism in Eukaryota, Metazoa, Chordata, Actinopteri, Cichliformes, Cichlidae. The record is from RefSeq and is a predicted model, not a curated record. Gene Ontology annotation, cellular component: plasma membrane; cytoplasm. The transcript has 7 exons. Gene Ontology annotation, biological process: protein transport. The coding region runs from base 152 to 1381 and encodes 409 amino acids.